Messenger RNA from Pseudoliparis swirei, 2151 nucleotides. RefSeq names its product protein shisa-7 (gene shisa7a). The coding region runs from base 1 to 2151 and encodes 716 amino acids. Gene Ontology annotation, biological process: regulation of AMPA receptor activity; regulation of short-term neuronal synaptic plasticity. The record is from RefSeq and is a predicted model, not a curated record. Gene Ontology annotation, cellular component: postsynaptic membrane; postsynaptic density; dendritic spine membrane. The transcript is spliced from 6 exons. Lineage: Eukaryota; Metazoa; Chordata; Actinopteri; Perciformes; Liparidae.
AUGACGCCCACCACCAAUCUCCUAGUCCUCGCUGUCUCCCUGCUCUCCAUCCUCACUGCCCCAGUCACCACUGUUGCGGAGACCUCUCCGUCCCCCCCUCCUCAACAAAUAGACCGCUCACAGAGGCCUUUCACUGCGGAGCCCAAGGCUGGCCCCCGCUCCCCUCUCCUGCUCCUCACCAUGCAGGCCAACAUCAGGCCAGCAGCUCUCCAAGGCAGGACCAAAACCCCCGAGAAACUCCCAGAAACCUCAGAGGGAGUUCUCGAGGCGCCUCCGAGACCCCUUCCACAGGUCAUGUUCCCCAAGAAUGUGACUUCAUCAGAGGCCCUUGCACCUCCCUUAGGGGCCGCCCAGGUAGCGCCCAUUCGCCCCCGUAUGAUGGACAUAUGGAUGGAUGUAUGUCGGGGUUAUUAUGACGUCAUGGGACAGUUUGACACCGCUUUCAACUGCUCCAAGGACACAUUUGUCUUCUGCUGUGGAACCUGCCACUACCGCUUCUGCUGCCCAGACCGUACCCGGCAGCUGGAGCAGCAGAACUGUAAAAACUACUACUCUCCAGACUGGGCCAAGCCACAGACCGAUGCCAUGAUGUUACCAGAUGACUUGGGUCCUGACCCAGACUUCGAUCCGCUGAAGCAGCAGAGCCACAACACGGGCUUCGUCAUCGGAGGCGUGAUUGUUUUCAUGGUGGCUGUCGCAGUGGGCAUCAAGGUGGUCUUCAACAAGGUGCAACAGGAAGCCAACCAAAGGGACCUGAAUAUGCCCAGAGCCUUGGUGGACAUGUUGCGGCACCAGUCCAGCCCGGUCCAGCAGGAUGAGAGAAACAACAGCGUGGCGUUGGCUGUAGGGGACAUGCAGGGGACACUGGGGAGACCUCCGAAAAAUCUCCACGCCCCAGGACUUCCUAACAAGGACAACAGAUUGGGCAAUUUGCAACAAAAUGUCAUCCACUCAUCAGGCACCAGCCCCAAACACACCGCGACUAUCGAACGCACCCCUCGAAUGAACAAUGCUCAGCUGGCAGCUGGAGGCACCCUGCUUUCCAGUAAACACAACAACACCAAAUCCCAGCCGGCCUUCCACCACUCCCUGCACAACCUGGCUCAGCUGCCGCCUUCUUAUGAGAGUGCCACCAAGACCGAGCUCAACAGAUACUCCUCGCUCAAACGCCUCGAGAAAGGUCUUGAUGAGUACUCAUCUGGUUACUGCACCACCAAGAGACGGCCUCACACGGCCCAGCCGGCCCUCCAGUCCUCCCAGCACCACCUCCACUGGGGUGGCGACUACACCCUCAGUGGUAGAGGAACCCUCCCCAGGCAUGCAGUCCGUCCCUGGAUCCCGCCGCUGCCUUCUGGCAUGCCUGCCUCGCCAACCCCCAACCCGUAUCCUCUGGAUCCCCCGGAGCCCCAGUACAACCCUGAUUACGAAACUCUCUCCAAGCCCCCGAGGAAAGUCAAACCCACCGACCAGCUGCUCAACAUGGGUGACGUCCCUGGCAACACGGGGACACUGUCCAGGUUGUCCAAGAACCAGCAACACCAGUACUACAAAGCCAUGGCUGCCUCCAAUAAGAACUCCAACACGCAGACACUCACCAGGAAGACCCAGGAGAGGCAAGACAGGCAGGACCGGCAGGACAGACAGGAGAGGCAGGAGAGGCAGGACAGGCAGGAGCGGCUGCUCAUGUCCCCGGACCAUUUGGAGGACAGGAUGGAGGACAGGAUGGAGGCCGGCGGGAUGGGGGUCGUCGAUCCAUACGCCCACACAGGAGGGAGUGUGCCCACGCUGCCUCGCCAGCAGAAGGCCCAGUCACAGCAGAACGUCUGCGCCACGCCCGCCCUCGACCGACACCACAUGAUCAAGAUGAACUCUCACCCCACGUCCGGACGAGAGCAGGAGAGGAGCACGGCCAUGACGGGCCAGAUGAGCGGGGGCAUGGGCUGGGCGGGGGAGAUGCCCGGGCAGGGGGUAGUCAUGGGAACGGGAACACUAGGGGGCCACAGCGCCAGGAGGAUGGCUUUUGCAGCGAAGCGGCAGACCACCAUUGAGCAGCUAAAUUUCAUACCGGGAGGGGGCGGUGAGGGGUCGGCAGGAAGUGGAGGAGGGAGUCAGGGCAUCAGGACGGGGAGUAAAAAUGAGGUGACGGUGUGA